Molecule: messenger RNA, 974 nt
Organism: Prorocentrum cordatum
Lineage: Eukaryota; Dinophyceae; Prorocentrales; Prorocentraceae
Source: the annotation of a GenBank genome assembly
AUUUCCCCCGUCAUCCUCGUCGCCGGCCAGUCCGUUGUGACCAGGUCGUUCUGGGCAGUCGGUCGCCUUGUUGCUGAGCGUUGCUAUCUUUAUUGCGCCUUCGGCCGUCCUCUCUGCUCCUCCCCGUCCUUCUGCCGAGCCUCCAGCGGCUCAGGCCGCCGAGGCAACCGGAGAUUGCAUACCCACCCCUGCGGCGUGCAGCUCCCCAUUUAUAACUUCUAUAGCCAAUCGUAGAGAUGCCGUGCCAGUGAGCGCCCCGGGCGUGCCUCGGGGACCCGCUGCGGCAAUGGCUCAGGCCCACGAGGCCAAGGCCAUCGGGCCUGCGAACGGUGCGGCCUACGGCGCCGCUGUCGGCUCUGACGCAGCGCCAGCCAUACACGGUGGCAAUUCGGCCUUCCUCACGGCCGGCAUCAUUGUUGCCGAUGUGGUCGGUGCAGGAAUAUUGUCCAUGGCAGUUGCCGUGAAGUUGCUGGGAUGGGCUAUGGGCGCUGUGGCUAUCGUGUUGCUCCUUGCGAUGAACGUUCACAUAUCGAUCCUCCUGUGGCGAGUGCACAUGCAGCAUCCGCAGGCUCGGACGUUCAUGGAGCUCACCAGCGCAGUGUGCGCCGACAUGCCCGAGGGGACCCGUGCCGCCGUCGUGGGGCUGGUAGGCGCCGCGCAGUCCAGUUUCCUGUUCAUGGUCUUGGGGCUCUACUCCCUGAGCAUCGGCGAAGGCCUAGGCAAGCUGUUUUACGACACGCAGAUCUGCCUCCCCGUGUGGACCCUCAUCGGCAGCCUCGUCUUACUGCCUGUGCACAUCAACGCGACGAGCCUGGGCUCCUACACGUCCCUGAUCUACGUGAACUGCUCGACCAUCCUGGGGAGCAUAUUCGGGCCGGCGCGCCUCUGAUCUACAUGGCGACCCUCGGCGUCGAGGUGACGCGACCCCCCACGGCGGGCUUCUACGCGGUCAACCCGACCCUGAGCUUCUCGGA